Molecule: messenger RNA, 712 nt
Organism: Lotus japonicus
Lineage: Eukaryota; Viridiplantae; Streptophyta; Magnoliopsida; Fabales; Fabaceae
Exons: 1
Coding region: 44-541 (165 amino acids)
Source: RefSeq, a predicted model, not a curated record
CGAAUAGAAGAGGGAACCAAUUGUGAUUGUUUCAGUUCAGAUCAUGCUGAGAGCCGCUCCUUUCACUCUCCGCCACCUUCGGACACCGUCGCUUGGCGGCGUCCGUCGUCUCUGUUCCUCCCAAGGCGGCGGCGCAAGCCCCAAUUGUAAUUGCGCCUGUUGCUCCAGAUCGAAAAAAAUGCUGAGUACCGCUGCUUUCACUCUCCGCCGCCACAUUCCGACGCCAUCGCUUGGCGGCGUCCGUGGUCUCUGUUCCUCCUCCUCCAAAGGCGGCGCUAGCCCCAAUUCCGAUUCAGUUGGCAAUUUCUAUUAUUCUGAAACGGAAGCCAGAGAACUGUUUGAAAUCUGGUGCAAGAAAUACGGCAAAACAUACCCUUCAGAAGAGGACAAACUCUUCAGGUUCGGUCGCUUUAGGGGAACUCUUGAAUUUUCCCUCCGCGAAAACCAGAAGAUUGAUAACCCAGAACAUCGCAAAUUUGGCACCUAUAGUAAUGCUGAUCAAACUGCCAAGGAAUUUCUGAGUCGCUGUGGUGGGUGGUGAUGAAGGUGUUUACCUUACCUGUAUAUGCCUCAAUCAUCAUGGGAGUUUGAGUUUGUUAGCUGUUGUUUUAUUAUUUUCAGUUAAGCUAAGAGAUGUUCUAAUUUUCAAUUUCUAGGUGUGAUUGAUUUCCCUUUCAAUUUCAAUGCUAUCUAGUUAAAGAAAUGUGAAGAA